UUUACUUGUCUUCUUCUUUCUCUCCGGCUAAAAUAACCGCCGAUAAAAACAAUGCUCCGGCUAAGCAACGCCGCUGUAAUAACAACCAAUGCAAUCCUCGCAUUGAUCGGCCUUGCAACUCUAUCUUUCUCCAUCUACAUCUUCGUUCACGGUCCAACACAGUGUCAACGCUACGUUCAAAACCCACUCAUCGUAACAGCGGUUCUCCUGUUCUUCAUCUCUUCCUUAGGCCUUAUCGCUGCUCUCUACGGAAGCCACAUCAUCAUCACUCUCUACCUUUUUUUCCUCUUCCUCUCCAUCCUUCUCCUCCUUGUCCUCUCUGUCUUCAUCUUCCUUGUCACGAACCCUACGGCCGGAAAAGCGUUUUCCGGGAAAGGAAUAGGUAAUGCCAAGACAGGAGAUCUCCAGAACUGGAUCGGGAACCAUUUCCUUCAAGGGAAGAACUGGGAAGGGAUCACCAAAUGCUUGUCUGAUUCUAGGGUUUGUAAGAGGUUUGGUCCACGUGACGUUGACUUUGACUCCAAACAUCUCUCGCAUGUACAGUUUGGUUGUUGUCGACCUCCCGUAGAAUGUGGAUUCGAAUCGAAGAAUGCUACGUGGUGGACAGUUCCAGCGACAGCAACUAGGGCCAUGGCAGGGGAUUGUAAAGCGUGGAGUAACACACAGAGCCAGUUAUGUUACGCGUGCGAGUCGUGUAAGAUUGGAGUUUUAAAAGGGAUAAGAAAAAGAUGGAGGAUUCUUCUCGUGUUCAAUCUUCUUCUCAUACUUCUUGUCGUGUUUCUUUACUCAUGUGGCUGCUGUGUCAGAAAGAACAAUCGUGUUCCUUGGAAGCGCCGGUUCCUCUAAUUAAAAGCUCCUUCCGUUUAAUUAUCCUUCAGAUUUAUUCAAUAUAUUAUUUUUGUAUUAUACUUUUCAAAACUUUAGUUCAUGUCUGAUGUUUCCUCUAGUGAAUAUCGUCGUUGUGUUUAUGAAUAUUGGUUUGAAGAAUAUGGGGUUUCGGUUGUAUUAAUGUGUGUUCAAUGAUGGG
This is a messenger RNA of Capsella rubella, 1027 nucleotides long. Its product is annotated as tetraspanin-12. Gene Ontology annotation, biological process: auxin-activated signaling pathway. The record is from RefSeq and is a predicted model, not a curated record. Gene Ontology annotation, cellular component: plasmodesma; plasma membrane. Bases 52 to 846 code for a protein of 264 amino acids. The transcript has 2 exons. Lineage: Eukaryota; Viridiplantae; Streptophyta; Magnoliopsida; Brassicales; Brassicaceae.